Molecule: messenger RNA, 270 nt
Organism: Phalaenopsis equestris
Lineage: Eukaryota; Viridiplantae; Streptophyta; Magnoliopsida; Asparagales; Orchidaceae
Product: 30S ribosomal protein S20, chloroplastic-like
Exons: 2
Coding region: 1-255 (84 amino acids)
Biological process (GO): translation
Cellular component (GO): small ribosomal subunit; ribosome
Molecular function (GO): small ribosomal subunit rRNA binding; structural constituent of ribosome
Source: RefSeq, a predicted model, not a curated record
AUGAGAAUUCUUUGUAGUCUUACCUCGAUUGCUUUUCCCAAUGGAGGAGCUCCAAUUAGGGCAUUGGAGAAGCCGAAGCCAUUGCGGAGGUCAGUUGUCUGCGAGGUGGCCUCGAAGAAGAAGGCUGAUUCAGCCUCGAAGAGGGCUCGGCAGGCUGAGAAGAGGCGCAUCUAUAACAAGGCUAAAAAGUCUGAGAUGAAGACCCGGAUGAGGAAGGUAUCAUGUUAUUUAAAACACUUCCUUCCAGAUUUGUGAUUAUGGGCAUCUUGG